This is a messenger RNA of Lycium barbarum (goji berry), 694 nucleotides long. Its product is annotated as probable WRKY transcription factor 51. Bases 1 to 618 code for a protein of 205 amino acids. The transcript has 3 exons. Gene Ontology annotation, biological process: regulation of DNA-templated transcription. NCBI's taxonomy places the organism in Eukaryota, Viridiplantae, Streptophyta, Magnoliopsida, Solanales, Solanaceae. Gene Ontology annotation, molecular function: DNA-binding transcription factor activity; sequence-specific DNA binding. The record is from RefSeq and is a predicted model, not a curated record.
AUGAACUCCACUUUCUUAGAAACAAACAUUCCUCUGACAGGAAACCCUAAUUUUACUUUUCCCCUUCUUUACUCACAUUUCAUGACUGAAGAUUGUAGUUAUAAUUUUCAAGAUUUUGAAUCUUCUUCAUUUCUUGAUCAACUUCUUGUUGAUUAUUCUCCUGCCAAUAACAACUUCAAUACUUCUCUUUUAGAAAAUCCCAUCAUGCAGGAAAUAAGUAGUACCAUUAAUAGUGGAAGUUCUGGCAGUUCCUUUUAUGCCGCACCACCAAAUAUUAAUCACUUGAAAGAAGAAUCCAAACUGAGGAUAAUUAAGAAUGAUAUCAAGAUGAAUGAAAGACAUGUUGUUGCUUUUAGAACGAAAACUCAACUUGAGAUCUUGGAUGAUGGAUAUAAAUGGAGGAAGUAUGGCAAGAAGAAGGUGAAAAGUAACACAAAUCUAAGGAAUUAUUACAGGUGCUCAAUUCAAGAAUGCAACGUAAAGAAGAGGGUAGAAAGAGAUGGACAUGAUUCUAGCUAUUUGAUAACUACAUAUGAAGGCAGACACAACCAUGGAAGGAACUCCUCUAUUAUUUACAAUCAUGAAAUGCCACUCAGUUUGACUCUGAAAACAACGUAGCCUCAGAUUUCAUAACUUCUCCAUAAGAAGCAAUAUUGGGAUCCCUUUGUGAUUUUCGUGUACAAAUAUAUAUUGG